Westerdykella ornata is the source of this 2686-nucleotide messenger RNA. RefSeq lists its product as uncharacterized. The transcript is spliced from 2 exons. Gene Ontology annotation, biological process: mitochondrion inheritance. NCBI's taxonomy places the organism in Eukaryota, Fungi, Ascomycota, Dothideomycetes, Pleosporales, Sporormiaceae. Gene Ontology annotation, cellular component: mitochondrial inner membrane. Bases 109 to 2361 code for a protein of 750 amino acids. The record is from RefSeq and is a predicted model, not a curated record.
CAGAACGUCAUCCAGCCACCACGCUCACACACUCUUCGACCCACUGCUUCCAAACUGUCGCCGGACCAGCUGAGUCUCGUUGGCCGCCAUGUUACACCCGCGUCGAUAAUGAAAAGAAAUGUAGUAGGCUUUUCGGUCGGCGCCUCUAUCAAACGCAAUGUCGUCGACCCGCCGAAGAUACCGCGUUCUGCGGCUUUUACACCAACGACGGGACUGAAUGGAGGUGCACGCCGAAUAGCGACGUUCGACGGACCAUUUCACCUCUCUAGAGGGUUUUCGAGCCCGUCUCCGCCCAGAUUUCCGCUGUUGUCGAAGAAUGCAGACCCCACAUCCCUGUCAGCCAUUGUCCAUCCGGGCUCUUCAUUGCUCCUCCGGCACCACACAUCCACCUCGCCUCGCCUCCACGAGUCCGUCACAAUAGCUGCAAGCUUGGCAUGGAGAAGAGACUUCCAUAAUCAUGCGUCUCAAAGAGUCAGGAGACUAGGAGAAUUAAACCGACGGAGCAAGAGCUCACUGACUGAUGGCACAAAAAGGAGCCCGCAAGGAGCUCCUGCGUCUCAACCGCACGGUUCUGAUGCCACCACCUCUCAGUCCUCCAGCGCAGGGUAUCCACCGCCCGCUCCCCAGCAGUCCGCACCUAAGGCCGAACUUUCUCCCCAACCCAGUGCACCCCCAAAUCCAGCGGAGCCGAACGAUACCAACCCAGAGUCGGACCCAUCAUCAGCGAAGCAUCUGCUGGAUCGUCUUCCAAACUCAUUGCCGCAUCUUUAUAGACCCACCAAACAGGAGUUGCUGGAGGCAGCAUCGGGCUUCUGGUCGCGGAUGAAGGUUCAUUUCAAAUGGCUCACCAUCAGGAGCACUCGUCCGUUCAAUGCGGACGAGAUCUACGCACUGUUUUCGUGGAUUUUAGCGGCGCAUAUUCUGUGGGUUAUCGUGGGGACAACGACGUUCUUCUCGCUCACAAUCUUCCUGAUCAACACUGUUUUUGCGCAGGAGACGCUGGCGAAGUGGAUUGGCAAUUACCUCACCAAGUCGUCAGGUAUCAAGGUUGUCUUCGAAUCUGCAGUCGUACCCAAGUGGAGAGAUGGCGUUAUCUCGUUCAGCAAGGUCUUUGUCUCCCGGCGCCCUGGUCAGGGACGGGCCAAGGUCAGCAAGGGCUCGCAGACAUCCGCAGCCGCAGCGGCUGCUGCAAUGGCACACAAAGACCGUGAUGCUGCUGAAGGAGUAGAAGAGGAAGAAGACACAAACUAUACUCAGUUCGAUAUAUCGAUUGACACGGUUAAUGUCACUCUGUCCUUCUCCAAAUGGCUCAACGGCAAGGGACUGCUCAAGAACGUGGAAAUCAAGGGAAUUCGCGGUGUGGUGGAUAGAACCUCCCUCAGAGACCCCGAGGAGUAUGUGGACCCGCGGACCUACAAGCAUGAGCACCAGCCCGGCGAUUUUGAGCUCGACUCAUUCAAGAUGGAGGAUUUGCUGGUGACUAUCUACCAACCCAAGAAUUUCCGACCAUUCUCUGUGAGCAUCUACUCCUGUGACCUCCCGCAGUUGCGCAAGCAGUGGCUCUUCUAUGACUUCCUAUCCGCGAACAACAUGUCUGGCUCAUUCGACAACUCCCUCUUCACCAUCCACCCGCGCCAAACGCACAACUACACCGGCGCACAACUCACCAACGGCGUCGACGCCGAAGGCGGCCGCACAUGGAAGAAGCAGAGCCGUAUCCGGAUAGACGGGCUCAACAUCGACCAUCUCAACCGCGGCUACGAAGGUCCAUUCUCCUGGAUCUACGAAGGGAACGUCGACAUAGUCGCAGAUGUCAUGAUUCCCAGCGAUAACGAGGAGAGCAUCGCAAAAGUCAUGUCAGACAUGUACGACCGCAUGGAAGCAACCGUGUCAAGCACGCACAAGCAUUUCACCGACCACGCGCACGACUUCGAGGAAGAGAAGUCUGAAGCCGCACAAAAGGCGGCGGAACGCUCCUCGGAAAACGAUAACCGUUUCAUCAUCAUGGAUGUGCGCGUCCAUCUCAACGAUGUUCGAGCCGCCGUUCCCAUAUUUACGCGCGACAUCUCGUACGUGAAUAAUGCGCUGGUGCGGCCGAUUGUCGCGUACAUCAAUUCGAAGAAGACGUUUAUCCCGGUGAAUUGCAGGGUUGUGAAGCGCGCGAGUGAUUUCGAUGGGAGUUGGACGAUUUACGAUAGCGGGUUGAUGGAGGAUGUGUCGAGGGAGAUGUACGAUGCCUUUGCCCGCGACGUCCUGGACGAUAAUCGCGCCCGGAAACGGAGGAUCAAGAAGGUCGGCAUCUGGACGCUUCAACUGGCGGCUCAGGCGCUGUUUCUGGGUUUGGCGGGUAACGUCGCGUAGCGUAGUGGUCUCCUUUUCCAAUCCUGGCUGUAUAACUCUUGUACGAAAUAUGUAUAUCAUGCCGGGUGUUUGGGCGUUCUGGUUGGGUUUGGGAAGGAACGGGGUGCGGAAUUAUCCACAUCCCACUUUAUGGGUUUCGUGAUGGGUAUCAGGAAAACAAAUGAGGCGAGGAGGGGAGGGGAAUGAUGCUGGUAUGCAUCUUCGGCUUUUGAGGAAGAUUGUACGGUAUAUGUACGCACUAUAGUAAUAUGCAUGUGUGAAUGACAGUUUGGGGAUAUUGACUGUAGCUAGUCGUCAUCACACUCAAGUUCAGCUUCCAAGCGUA